AUGCUGCUUGCACAACUCCAACAUGUGCAACUUUUAGAAAAAGGAUAUCAAGAGUCCCGUUUCGCCCCUACACGGAAGCUUUGCCCAUAUAUCCAGAAAUCUCAAAGUCGAUCAGAUUUGAGUCCAGCCUUUGCGAACGACCUUCAACCAGUGACCGAUGAGGCUGUGGGAGAUGGAGAAAAGCUGGCUGAUGAGACCAAGGCUCGAUCAAAUGACCAUUCUAGCCAACUACAAACACGCGAGGAGGGUCAAUUGCUCCGAAUCUCAGGCUCAUGCGAUAACCAAUUAGGAUCUCCAACAAGCAGUAUCCCACAGAAAGGGAUCGCUACACUACAAGUCUCAUCUAAAGGCAAGGAUCCGGGGUCUCUGGUUCAAAGCAUGUUUGAUGCCACGCCUUGGGACUUUGAGAGAGACAGCCAUAAGAAUGAAAAGGCUCCAGCAGUUGCUGAUCAAGUAUCUUUGAGCUCGUUGACCUACGGAAGACGCUCAAACUCAAUGGACUACAAAAGACUCGGACGCACCGACUACUUCCUUUCUCAUACGUGUGGGCCUGGCGAGAACGAGGUACAUUCUCUUGAUGUCGGCCACUUUCUGUGCGGUAAAAUUCGCUCAUGCGAUGAGAUUCUCAGACGUUUUGUUGUCGAAUUUGGGCGAGCGAAGACUGCUUGUGUGAAAUACAGCUCUAUCAAUUUUCUACUGAUAGUCAAGUACCUUUCCAGAUCUCGAUGCGUUGUCUCUCAUCCUCAGUCGGUUUUCUCAUGUCUCUGGGUGAACGCAAAGUCGCUGUACGUAACAAAUCCUACGUUUUCCUCAGCGCAGGCUGCAGCUCGAAGAUUUCAACCCAUUCCCAACAGCUCGAUUUCACCGUUAGAGCAACGGGAAGAGCUUUCCGAGGUCGAAAUUGCUCAUAUCGCCAAGGUGAUCCUGGCAACACUUGUUGCUUCCGUUAGGAUACCGUCGCUGGAAGCUUGGGUCGCUGUGCAGAAGUUGCGAAAGUCUGGUCACAUUGCGCUCCCAGCACCGUCUGGUGAUCCUCCAAUACCUGCGGAAGUCAUAUCACUCACGCUUGAAAUGCUUGAUGCUUUUGAUAAUGAUUUGGCACAUGCGCUGAUUGUGCGGCUGUGUACGGCAGUAGCUUGUCGAUAUCACGUCGAAAACCUUCACAGACAGAUUGAAUUGGGGGAGACAGGCAGAAAAGCCCCCGCACGCAAGCUCGCUAGACCUACUCGUGCGUAG
Messenger RNA from Bacidia gigantensis, 1236 nucleotides. RefSeq lists its product as uncharacterized. The transcript has 2 exons. The record is from RefSeq and is a predicted model, not a curated record. Bases 1 to 1236 code for a protein of 411 amino acids. Lineage: Eukaryota; Fungi; Ascomycota; Lecanoromycetes; Lecanorales; Ramalinaceae.